AUGCAAUUCACCAGUAAAUUGGUGUCUUCAAAAGUUUUGCAAUUAUGGGGAAGUAACGAUUUCUUAGCUAGAUCUGAAGCUAAUAGAUAUUUGAUGGAAUUUCAGGGAUCCCCUUUGGCAUGGGAUGUAUCUCGAGAACUUUUAGAAAAUAGCAGAGAACUAGAAGUUCAAUAUACAGCAGCUCAAAUAUUAUGUUAUAAGGUUUCUCACAAUUUAAAUGAAUUUGAAGCAUGUGGAGGAUCUAUCAGUACUAUUAAAGAAUCGUACUUUAAGUUCAUUUGCAAAUAUCUACAAUCAAAUACUGGAGAUAACACUAUAAUAUUAUUAAGUAAGAUAUCUGAAGGUUUCUCAUAUUUAAUAGCAUAUGAUUUAACUAAGGGGAACUGUUCUGAAGAUUUUGAGAAAUGUUUACGAAUAUCUGAACCAUUUUUCUUAAAUAAAGGGACUGGUAUUGAACUAUGGAUUACGUUGAAUAUUAUGAGAUAUAUGCCUGAUGCCUGUAAGAAAUUUGAGACACAAGAACAACUAAUAUUUCAAUUAUUAUCUAGGAUAUUAUCAUUUCUAUCUGAAUCACUUAUAUGCUGUAUAUCAUCCCAAAAUUCUUUAAAUAAUCAUAAUAUGAAAUACAAAUUAUUAGAUCUGUUAAUUGACAUUUUAAUUGAAUAUUUUGAAAAGUUAGAAGCCCCAUUAUUUCGUCAUUUAACCUUAUCACAAUCUAUAUUCCAAUUAAUGCAAGUAGAUAUAUGUAUAGCCCCUUAUAGAAUGGCUGAAUUAUUUGUAAGAGGAUUACCUCGUUGCUCCUAUUAUAUGCAGAAGAUAAUCCCCUUAGGAAAUCCAGGAAGUAUAUGCAAAACUUAUGAAGACAAUCAAACUCUAAGUUUUGAUGUGGAAUUUCCAUACGAAGGUGAGACAUUAAUUAUAAAGUCUCUUUUAAUAUACUUGAGAUCUUUAUUUGAUAAACUAAGGAAUAUUCCAUUAGCUAGUGAAAAGACAUUAUCUAUGGCUUCUAUUGAUGAAUCUCAUGAGAUGAUCAGAAUGAAAACCUGGAGUAGAUUGAAAAUGGAAAUACCUCAGAUCCAAUUAGAUAAUGAGACUGAACGUUCUAUUUUAAGCUGGUCUGGUGUGAUGUUUAAUUUAUUAGAAGGAUAUUCUCAAUUAUUUAUUUUAGAUGAGACAUCUACUCAGAAUAGUGGAUUGAAUAUUAAUAACCCUUUAACUUUUUUACCUAAGAUGCUAUCCUUACUUUUGUCUCUUCAUAUAAGAAUUCCUGGAAUAUUAGCAAAUAUUUGGUGUACAUUAAGAGAUCUAGUUAAUGAGAAUAUUUUAUCUCAUAACCAAGGAGUACAACUUGCAUCCUCUUUAGUAACUCCAGCUAUUCACAGUAUUACGAUUCAAUGCCGGGAUGACUAUUAUUAUUGGCAACAGCUAGGAAUUACCCAAGAUUCAAUAAUAUUAUAUAAACAGAGAAAUAUAGGACAUGAUGAACUAAAGUUUACUGAACAAGAUGAUUCUGCAAUUGAUGAAUACUGUGACUUUUUAGAUACUGCAAAUAUUCAUAUUGGUGAUAUUUAUUUUUUCUUAUCAUCUUUAGGAUCUAAUUAUGCCUCCGAAUUUAUCACAUUUAUCUAUCAUUCAUUAAUGGAAUGUUGUAGAGAAGAUGACUCUACGGGAUGUAUUGUAUUUUUGAGAUUUGCUGAUUCUCUUAUUGAGUCAACAAAUUCUCUACAAGGUCCCAUGUCAAAUAUAAUUGAAUUUUCUUGUAUAUCUACCCCAAAAACUCAAUCUUGCAUAUAUCAGGUAGUUUUACUUCUUCAAAAAGCAGCAUUUUUACUAUCUGACAAAUCACUUCAGAAUAUCUGGUUUACUUCUCUGAAGUAUUUAUUAGAUAUUUCCGAAUAUUGCAAUCUAACAUUAAUUUCAUCAACUUUUGAAGAGAUUUGCCAAUUUGGGGCCGAUCAUAUAUUGAAUAGUCUACAUAGUGAUCAAAUACUCCUUGAACUAAGUGAAAGAGUCAUAUUAAUUAUCCAACAUAAGAUAAGAUUUUGUUCAAAUGAAUCUAUUUAUAAUAAUAUUAGUAAAAUUGAUGAGAAUAUUGGAUUAGUUGGUGGUAUUGUCCAUUGUAUUUGUUAUACAAUGAUAAAUAGUAAUAAAUCUAUUGAAGAUAUAGCUAAAAUACUUCAAACGUUUCUAUUUCAUCUUGUGAAAAAAACUCUUUGCUAUCCUGAUACUAUUCCUAUAUCUACACAAUUAACUUCAUCUAAUAUACCAAAUAGUUAUAAUCUUAAUACAGAAGAAUCUAUACUUAAUGGAAUAUGGAGCCUUUAUGUUCUUUAUAAAAUCUUGAAAAUUUUUACAUUACUAUUUUGUAGCUCAAAAACAGAUACUAAUUUAGCUUCAAUAUCACAAAAAGUACUAAGAACACCGAGCCAACAAUUAGUAUUAUUUUUGCAAGGAAUAUUUUCUAACUCUGAACAAUUCGGUAAUUUUGAAAAUAAUAUUGGACAUCUAAUUUUAAAUUCUAUAUCACUUCCAAGCAAGUCUCAAGGUUAUGGAGUUAUCACAUUUGCUUCAUUACUCCAGCAACAUUCAAGAAAUAUACCUUUGCGGCAGUUAAUGUUUACAAAUAAAAGAAACCUUUUAAAGGAAAGUCCAAAUUGUCUUCUUUGCCCUAAUGAUAUUAUUAUUGCAAUAAGCUGCUUAAUAUUAAGAAUAAUCUCUGACUCAUGGUCGGUUGAACAAGAUCAAGAUCCAUCUAAUAUUAGUGUUGAAAAAUCAUGGUUUCAUUGGAAUUCAGUAUAUUAUAAAUUUGUCAAACAGCAUUUAGUUGAUAUAAAAGAAAUGGAACAGAAUCCAAUCAUACUCAUCAAAAAACAUGGAGCAUGUACAAUGAUAGUUUGUAGUAUAUUAAAGAAACUACCACAAAUCAAACGAGAAGAAUUUAUUAAUAGUAUGAAGAAUGAUUAUACAGAAAUUAUGCUUUAUGAGUUUUGGAUUAGAAAAUCUCAGACCAUUAAGAAUAUAGAAAUAUAUAGAAUAAUAGAACCUCUAUUUCAGUGGCAAAUUACAUAUAUUGGAAAUAGUCAUAUAUUAUCUAAUUCAGCACAAAGUGUUAUCUUCUCUCCAUAUUUAAAUUCAUGUUUGAGUAUUGCAUUGCAAGCUUUAGAAUCUAAAGAUAAAUUUCUUAUAAAUACUGUCUUAACAUACCUUUCAAGACUCUGUACUAUAAUACAUAUAUCAGGAAAGUAUCCAGAUGCAUGGAAAGUGCACUUUAGUAGUAUUAUUGUGGUUUUAUUUUCAAAUUAUCCAUACUUUCAUAAAAAUCUUAUAAUGCAAACAUGUCGCCUUGUAUCAUCUCUUUUAGAGUGUUUUCCAGAUGAUUUUUUAAAAAUAAUAAAUAGAAUAAUAUUUCCUGAUAUUAACAAUAAUCAGGUGGAUAAUAGAACUAAUCCCUUUAGAUAUACUUCACGAGAGCAAAAUAAAAUCAUUAUUAGAUGUUUCCAGAAUCUCCGUGGUGCUAAAUUACGUCAAUUAUUGAUAGAUAUUUCAAAUAUAGUCAAUGGGAUAAUAGAUGCAAAAGAUUGUUUAUUACCAUAUGAACUCUACCUACAAAAUAUAAAUCAAGGUAAUACAUCAAUAAUCAGUAUCAUAUAA
Cryptosporidium muris RN66 is the source of this 3651-nucleotide messenger RNA. RefSeq lists its product as uncharacterized. The record is from RefSeq and is a predicted model, not a curated record. The coding region runs from base 1 to 3651 and encodes 1216 amino acids. NCBI's taxonomy places the organism in Eukaryota, Apicomplexa, Conoidasida, Eucoccidiorida, Cryptosporidiidae. The transcript has a single exon.